AUGUCAAACGUCACAGGUAUCGAGAUGCCUUACCUAGCCAAGUACGUAUUGAGAGGUUCACGCCUGGUUGCGUUUUAUAAGAGGGGGUAUGGCACAGCCUCCCCCUUCGUUUUCUCUGAAGAGGUUCGCCGGGCCAAGUCAGAGGGUAAGCCGAUUGUCGCCCUGGAGUCAACGAUCAUUACUCAUGGUAUGCCUUACCCUCAGAAUUUAGAAACAGCCAAGCAAGUUGAGAAUAUCAUUAGAGAAAGGGGUGCAGUACCAGCUACGGUGGCUAUUUUAAAAGGUCAACUGAGUAUUGGACUUUCUGAGGAUGAGCUGACGUACCUAGCUCAGGCCAAGGGAGUGGUGAAGGCUUCCCGCAGGGACCUGGCGCCAAUUACCGCUGCCAAGCUGGACGGGGCGACCACAGUCGCUGGCACCAUCAUCGCAGCUCAGCUUGCUGAUAUACCUGUAUUCGUUACCGGUGGCAUAGGUGGUGUGCACCGUCACGGCGAGAACACAUUGGACAUAUCGGCGGAUUUGAACGAACUGGGACGCAGCAAUACCCUCGUCGUUUGCAGUGGAGUUAAAUCCAUAUUAGACAUUGGACGAACUCUGGAAUACUUGGAAACACAAGGGGUUUGCGUUUGCGCGUUCGGUGAGUCGUCAGACUUUCCGGCGUUCUAUACCGCGCGGUCAGGAUUCACAGCUCCGCACCGCGUGGGCGACGCACAGCAAGCUGCACGCGUGUUGCACGCAGCACGCCAAUUGGAACUCGCGUCCGGGAUCGUUGUAGCCGUACCGGUGCCACAGGAGUAUGCUAUGGAUGAGAAAAUAAUAGGAGAAGCAAUUAAUAGUGCUCUCAAGGAAGCUGAUCGGAAAGGCAUUUUUGGCAAAGAAGUGACACCAUUCAUUCUCGCGGCGGUUGCCAAAGCUACGAGCGGCGCUUCACUCAAUGCCAAUAUCGCUUUAAUAAAGAACAACGCAAAAGUCGGUGCCGAUAUCGCAGUCGAAUUUAAAAAACUCAAGAACGGUGACGAUUCUAAGAAUGCGUUUAAUAUUGGAUUGUCGAAGGGCGCUGGGAAAUGUACGUCCAAUUCUUCGAGACAUUUUCACACUUCGUGCAGCAGACGGGCUGAUGAGAAUCCUUUGUUCUCUGGAGACAAGAAGUGCGGGGGUGAUGUGUUGGUGAUCGGGGGAGCGAACGUCGACCGCGUUUAUAGGUUGAAGGAAGAUGGCGUGCAGGUACGUGUAACGUGGUCGAACCGUCGAACGCAGGUCGUGCCGCUCAGACUCGCUCCACCGUGCACGGCAGCUAUCGGAUCGUGA
Molecule: messenger RNA, 1308 nt
Organism: Spodoptera littoralis (African cotton leafworm)
Lineage: Eukaryota; Metazoa; Arthropoda; Insecta; Lepidoptera; Noctuidae
Source: the annotation of a GenBank genome assembly